AUGCCCCGCUGCGUCCCUUGCGAGCGAGACUUUCAAGAUGAAGUCGCGCUGAAUCAACACCAGAUGUACAGCUUAAAUCACAAGAAUAAACCCGCACGUCAAAUACGUAGCCAAAAACCUGCCAACGAGGGUAUCCCCAAGGAUUACAACAGUACUGAUGGCUAUGCCAGAAGGACGCAAGCACGACCAAGGCCCUCAUACGAUUCAGCACCGCACUCGGUCCAGCCUGAGGUACCAAAAUAUAUCUGUGGACACUGCGAUAGUAACUUCAAAAGCAAGCGCGAUCUAGAACAACAUUCCUGUAACACCCGUAAGGGAGGCUUCUCUGGCUCAGAAAGUCUCACACAGCAUGAAUCAACUCAGAUUGAGCAUAAAUUCCCAUGUGCUUUCUGUUACCCACCCUGCGGCCGCAAAUUUGAGACGCUAGAAGCUUUGGAUAUACAUUCUAGGGCCGUCGAAGAAAAAAAUGAGAUGAAUAUCGCUCGCCGUACUAAGAACAAGUGGUCGAUUAUACAAGAGACGCCGGAAGCUAUCGAAAAGUUGCGAACAAUGAUUCAUAGCAAAGAAUUGCUGGAAAAAUCUGGCUAUAAGUUGGAGCCACUUACUGAGGAAAGCAUCAGUGAUCAGAGAAAAUGCGUCAAUUGUCAUGAAAAACGCUUCAAAUCGAGGGCCAGAUUAAACACUACUUGUAGGUUUCACCCAAAGAAGCCAACGAAGAAGUUUAAUAGAAGCACGGGAGACAGAGAAAUAUUGUUUCCUUGCUGUGGCCAACUCGAAGGCCCUGAUUGCGAAAAAUGUGUUGUCAACGACCAGCACAUCUACGAGGAUUUCGAUACGUUCGCCGAAAAAUUGACAUUCGUGAAGACGCCCGCACCCCUCCCCGGUAUACAGAAGCGGAGGGCAGUGGCUCUAGACUGUGAAAUGGGGACUUCCUACACAAACAGCAGCGAGCUCAUCCAACUUAGCGUAGUUGACUAUUUCACUGGUGAAUCAUUGAUCGACAUGCUCGUCCGUCCGAAAGUUCAGUUGCGAAGCUUCAAUACCCGGUACAGUGGAGUUACCCGUGAAAUGAUGGCGCAAGCUAUAGCAACCGGGGAGUACUUGAAUGGGGUUGAAGGUGCCAGGAAUGAACUUUGGAAAUGGAUUGACAGCACAACAAUCCUUAUUGGACAUUCUCUUCAUUGCGACUUGCGCGAACUACGUCUCGCCCACCCUUUGAUCGUUGAUUCUCUUCUAUGUGUGCCCAAAAUCAACGCUUCAGGAAAUGGUUUGAAGACCCUCAUGAAGGAACUUUUGGGGCAAAAAGUUCAAGAUUCGAAAUCGGGACAUGAUUGCGUGGAGGAUGCACUUGCGUCUCGUGAACUGGUAAUCUGGUGUAUUCAAAACGAGGACCUUGUUGCAGAGAGGGCAAUUAUUUCUCAAAGGGAAGAGGAGAUAAGACGUCAAGAGCGGGAAGCUAACAACAUCCUAAAAGAGGAAAGGCUGCGUCUCAAGCUCGAACAGGAGCAGUUCGAUGGUGGUUUAGAGUCAUCUAAUAGCUCUUCGGCACCUAUCCCUAGAGUAGGAGAAAUUAUGGAGCAUGAUUUCUCGUACAUGCGCGACGAAUAUUACUCACAAGGUUCAAAUUCGUGGUAG
This is a messenger RNA of Morchella importuna, 1635 nucleotides long. RefSeq lists its product as uncharacterized. The record is from RefSeq and is a predicted model, not a curated record. The coding region runs from base 1 to 1635 and encodes 544 amino acids. Gene Ontology annotation, cellular component: nucleus. Gene Ontology annotation, molecular function: nucleic acid binding; exonuclease activity. The transcript has 3 exons. Lineage: Eukaryota; Fungi; Ascomycota; Pezizomycetes; Pezizales; Morchellaceae.